Molecule: messenger RNA, 3268 nt
Organism: Syngnathoides biaculeatus (alligator pipefish)
Lineage: Eukaryota; Metazoa; Chordata; Actinopteri; Syngnathiformes; Syngnathidae
Product: tyrosine-protein kinase CSK-like
Exons: 13
Coding region: 453-1805 (450 amino acids)
Biological process (GO): adherens junction organization; regulation of Fc receptor mediated stimulatory signaling pathway; protein phosphorylation
Molecular function (GO): protein tyrosine kinase activity; protein binding; ATP binding
Source: RefSeq, a predicted model, not a curated record
UGAAGGCGCGAUAAGAAUUUGAAGGGCUUGGAUGAAUGGGCGUGUGAUGCCAACCAAGUAUUUAAUCUAACCAAACAAGUAUUUUACGAGUGACAGUGUUGUUGACUUUUCUGCUCCAUCUUUUCUCUCAUUUUACUUUCACUUAAUCGUUAGUCUGUACGAUUUGUACGCUCCGCACCCCUAGCGCGUGGACCUUCGUGGACACCUGGCUAUGGCAAGUCCCUGUCAGGAUUUGGAUACAGUAAAUUUUGGGCAUUGACUUUUCGUAAAGCUUGUUUUUUUUGUGGGUGUGAGUAUCUGUCGUCACCCGGAUGAAAACGAGUUGUGGGGAGUAGAUACAUCAUCUGAUACUACCCGAAGUCUUUUAAUCCACCCUCCGUCAGGUGUGCGCACCAGUUAAAAUGUGCGCAGGAGGAAGACGUCAUCUGUGAGGGGAUUUCGACUGUCUCAGCAUGGCAAAGACUCCGUGGCCCAAAGGCACAGAGUGUGUGGCCAAAUUCAGCUUUAAAGGCUCGUCGGAGCACCACCUCCCCUUUCAAGAAGGAGAUGUGUUGACUGUCAUUGCGGCCACAGAGAAUCCACAGUGGUACAUUGCUAAAAAUGCACAAGGGCAUAAAGGGAGCGUUCCCACGAGCCACAUUCAGAAGUGUGUCGAAUCUUUGGGAAAUCGCAGCAAGCUGAAUCUUAUGCCAUGGUUUCAUGGCAAAAUAACGCGGCUCCAGGCCGAGAGGUUGCUCUCCCCACCAAAGAUGGGCUUUUUCUUGGUGAGAGAAAGCACCAACCAUCCCGGCGACUACACGCUGUGCCUGAGCACGGACGACAUUGUGGAACACUACCACAUUAGACACGAGCACGGCAAGCUCAGCAUCGAUGAUGAAACCUACUUUGACAACCUCAUCCAGCUGGUUGAGCACUAUAAAAGCAUCCCUGAUGGUCUGUGCACUCGUCUAAGCACGCCAAAGUUGGAGCAAAAGACUGUAGCGGUCCAAGAUGAGUUUUUGAGAGGUGGCUGGGUGAAGAACAGAAAGGACUUUGUGUUACAGAAGACCAUUGGAAGGGGAGAGUUUGGAGAAGUCAUGUUGGCUGAGUACAAAGGGAACAAAGUAGCCGUGAAGCGCCUUAAAAAUCAUGCUACGGCGCAAGCCUUCAUUGCAGAGACCUCUUUCAUGAUGAAAUUGAGUCAUACGAACUUGGUGAAGCUGCUUGGCGUGAUUGCAGAGGAGGAUGGCAGUUUGUACAUUGUUACGGAGUACAUGAUAAAAGGUACUUUGGUGGACUACCUACGGUCCAGGGGGCGGACAGUACUCACUAGUGUUGAUCUUAAUAACUUUGCAGUAGAUGUCUGUGAGGCCAUGGUCUAUUUGGAGUCCAAUAACUUGGUCCACCGAGACCUCGCAGCCCGUAAUGUUCUGUUAUCAGAGGAACUCAUCGCCAAAGUCAGCGACUUUGGCUUGGCCAGGGAGGUGUCUUCGCUCGAGGAUGCUAACAAGCUUCCUGUGAAGUGGACGUCACCGGAGGCCCUCAAAGAAAAGAAAUUCUCCACCAAAUCAGAUGUUUGGAGUUUUGGUGUUUUGCUCUGGGAGAUUUACUCAUUUGGACGAAUGCCAUACCCGAAAGUUCAACUAAAAGACGUGGGGCCUCUUGUGGAGAAAGGAUACCGGAUGCCGAUUCCCGAUGGGUGUCCGGAAGCUCUCUACGACAUCAUGAACCACUGCUGGCAAAUGGACCCUCAUUCUCGACCCACUUUUAAACUGUUGAAAGAGUGGCUCUUAUAUAGCGAAGACUUGCGCCGCACACUCCUCUGAAAAAGAAAAAACCUCCACUGACUAUCAUGUGACAUUUUAUUGUUGACAAUGUUUCUAUGAAUGAAAUGAAUGAAUAUUGCUUAAGCUCAAUGAGCCAUGUUGAAUACGUGAUUUUAGAAAUAGUGUUUGUCCAACACUUCUCCCCCUGCAUUCUGUCUGGAUUUGAGUCUUUCUGGCCAAGGCAGUGUAAGUUCACCCCCUGAGACUCGAGCACGAGCCGAAGAUGAUGCGAAGCAAUGCGCUCAUCUGCAUGCACCAAAUAGGCGAUGAAUAAGUAACCCGAUGGUUGUGCAUCAUUGAUUCCCGGAUACUGAAGAGCAUCAACGCAUUUAAGGAUGAAUAUGCAUCCCUUCAACGUGUUUUAGGCAUCAUCAUUGUGUUUUGGAGAAACAUUUUGAUUUGUAAGAGUUUGCAACAGCAGUUUCAGCCAUUGUGGGCAAGAAUGUGGUCUGAAUGUGGAGCUUUUAACCAUUUACUUGAACUGUUCUUUUUUUCUGGGGUGUGACGACUGUGACGGGCAGUAUAAAAACAAGAAUUGGAUGCACAAGUUAAAAAUUAUUUUAGAUCUCAUCGCUGUAAUGAACCCAUAGUAGAAAGUGUACAUAAUGGCUUAACUAUACAGUACAAAAACCCACACGAAUUUUUACUCAAGUCCUUUAUGACGUGUUUUUGUAACUUUUUAGCACCGCACUCUGAUUCUAGUUUGACUAUUAUUAAUUUUUUUUUUUUACCACUGUUCUCACGAAAACCAGGUUUUUAAGCUUGGACCACAUGUUCAAUAGGGUUGAAGUCAGGGAUUUUGAUUGUUCUGUUAGAAGUCCCUGUCAGUUAAUUGGAAUAACGUUUGUAAUGGUUGGUUUGUCAUAAGUAAGUGUGUUCCCCUUGGUACCUUUUCCCUGAUCUUUUUCCUUUCUAGGUUUUGGCCUUGUCGUGCACUAUUUAUUGAUAUUAUUACAUUAAAUGUAUGUACAUACUUAUUUGGGAGGAAGCCACGGGAAAGACCGAGGACAUGUCAUAGAAACUAUUCUGGCUGACCUGGGAAGAGCUGGACGAAGUUGCUGGGUGGAGGGUAGUACUCUGUCAAGGCUGCCGCAACCCUUGAACAUGGAAGUAGAUGGAUGGAUUAUGAUUUUUUUGUUGUACUUGAUUAUUUCUGUGUGCAGACUGUAGAAAAUCCUAAAUAACUUUACUCUUGUGCACCCAAUUUUUUUGUGUGUUUUUUCAAACAAGCUGAAAGUCUUAAAUUAUGUAAGUUCCCCCUUUGGGAAAAGACAAUUUGAAGCCUGAAGGAAUAUGAAAUUCAUGACUAUUAUGAAUCUAGGUAGAAUCAAUGUGAAGGUGUAUUGCCAUUACAUUUUUUUGUAAUCUUACUUUUGUAAAAUGAACAGAAUCCAAGGUGUGUACACUUUUAAGUCAACACACAGUAUUGUUUUUGUUACAUUUAAUAAAGUAUAAAAACAGUA